This is a messenger RNA of Panicum virgatum (switchgrass), 950 nucleotides long. RefSeq lists its product as uncharacterized. The record is from RefSeq and is a predicted model, not a curated record. The coding region runs from base 165 to 704 and encodes 179 amino acids. The transcript has 2 exons. NCBI's taxonomy places the organism in Eukaryota, Viridiplantae, Streptophyta, Magnoliopsida, Poales, Poaceae.
AGUCGCGAACGCGACUCGCGAGUCGCCCCAUCUCACCUUCCCACCCGCCGCCGCCGCCGCCCUUUUCCACUCCGUUCGUCCCUCCCUCCAUCCCUGGCUCCUCGACGCGACGAAUCUGCGGGCUGCAGAUCAAGGAUACAUCGCAUCACACUUCGAAGUAAACCAUGGCUCUGUUGGCAUCCACUACUGUCCCAGAAGUAGAGCUGAAGAUGGACAACAACGUGCCCCAUGCUAUUAAGCUAGUAAUGGCAAUGUCGUCGGCGUCGCCGGAAUUGACGGUUGGGGAACACAACAAGAAGUUGAUGAUAAGCCGUUCUACGCUGUGGAUACUUGCUGUCUACAGGCCAUCUGUUUUCAUUCUCUUCUCAGCAGGAACCGUCUACGCCACUAGGGGCUGGGACUACCAAUGGUGCCUGCCAGUUGCCUUGCUGUCCAUCUACCAGGCGGCGGUGAUGUUCGCACUUGGGCACCUGGCCCUCUUUGUGCCCCGGACACCCUUUGCGGUGUGUGAAGCUCUCGAUGAGGUUGGUUUCAAGGAGAUUGGCUUGGGUGUCAUCAUCAGCUCUGCCAUAGUGGUACUCUUCUUCUAUAACCAGCCAUGGGUGUUGGUCACCUGGGCUGGUCUUUUGGCUGCCCUUAUAGCCGCUGUCCUUAAGUUAUGGCUCUGCCUUGUUCGGGUGUACGGAAAUGAAUUAGACUCCUAGUUAGCUAGGUGGUUACCUUGCUAGCCGCUUGCUUAUUACGUAGUUGAAAACCACCUAGGCAGCUAGGUGGUUAUCUUGCUUAUUACUUGAAAACCAGAUGCUGCAUGUGAGUCAAUGUGCAAGGAGUUUGUUGCCAGCUUUGUAAAACUAUGAAUACUCCCUCCGUCCCAUUAUGUAAGGCGCGCACGUAAUUUAAGAUUCAAACUUUAAAAAUUUUGACCUACAAUUAAUCUUGUUUGAUAAAAA